CAACAGCUCCAGAGUCCCUUUCGGCCAACCGACUUAAAUUAAUGGUUUCGAUAGGAACACCGGCGAGUGCAGAGAACGGCUCUGCCGCCCCUAAUCCGGCCACCGCCGAAUGCGACGCUGAGAGAAUGCUUCAGGCAGGCGAUGGAUACCAUCCUUCGGCCAACGAAAUAACCCCGGAGUCGGAAUUUUUGAAGAAGCGAAAGUCGUCGAUUCUUCCUUUGGAGGUCGGCACGCGCGUCAUGUGCCGGUGGAGGGAUAACAAGUACCACCCGGUCAAGGUCAUUGAACGACGGAGAGUUCAUUGCGGUGGGCCCAACGACUACGAGUAUUACGUCCACUACACUGAGUUCAAUAGGAGGCUUGACGAGUGGGUGAAACUUGACCAACUUGAUCUUGAUUCAGUAGAGGCCGUAGUUGAUGAGAAAGUGGAGGACAAGGUUACAAGCUUGAAAAUGACUCGUCAUCAGAAGCGGAAGAUUGAUGAGACACAUGUAGAGGGCCAUGAGGAACUUGAUGCUGCCAGCUUGCGUGAACAUGAAGAGUUUACGAAAGUGAAAAAUAUAGCGACUAUAGAACUUGGAAGAUAUGAAAUUGAGACAUGGUACUUCUCCCCCUUCCCACCCGAAUAUAAUGACUCUUUGAAGCUGUACUUUUGUGAGUUUUGUCUCAAUUUCAUGAAGCGCAAAGAGCAGCUUCAAAGGCAUAUGAGAAAAUGUGAUCUCAAGCAUCCCCCUGGUGAUGAGAUAUACCGAAGUGGUACACUUUCUAUGUUUGAGGUUGAUGGCAAAAAGAACAAGGUUUAUGGGCAGAAUCUUUGUUAUUUGGCAAAAUUAUUUCUUGAUCACAAGACCCUGUAUUAUGAUGUUGACCUCUUUCUGUUUUACAUUUUAUGUGAAUGUGAUGAUCGGGGCUGCCAUAUGGUUGGAUAUUUUUCCAAGGAAAAGCAUUCGGAGGAAUCCUAUAACUUGGCAUGUAUCCUCACCCUCCCUCCGUAUCAAAGAAAAGGCUAUGGAAAAUUUUUGAUUGCCUUCUCAUAUGAACUAUCAAAGAAAGAAGGUAAAGUUGGCACGCCUGAAAGACCCCUCUCUGACCUAGGAUUGCUGAGUUACAGAGGGUACUGGACCCGGGUGCUUCUAGAUAUCUUGAAAAAGCACAAGGGAAAUAUUUCAAUCAAGGAGCUUAGUGACAUGACAGCCAUCAAGGCAGAGGAUAUAUUGAACACCCUUCAGAGUCUAGAAUUAAUUCAGUACAGGAAAGGUCAGCAUGUCAUUUGUGCAGACCCGAAGGUCCUGGAUCGUCAUCUAAAAGCCGCCGGACGUGGGGGUCUCGAGGUCGAUGUUAGCAAACUGAUUUGGACGCCGUAUAAAGAGCAAGGGUGAUCAUAAGUAGUCCGCUUCAUUCAAUACCUGUAAACUUGCUGCUGCUUGUAUAAAUAUAGACCUAGGCAUCAAAAAAAAUAAAAUUUGAACUUGAAUACCAGGCUUGUGUUGUUGACGUGAAUGACUUGGUUAGGGCAAUAUUGUGAUUUGCUAUUGUCGCUUGAAACAGUAACAGCAUUCACUAGUACAGUAAUGUGAGUUAUGCUCUAA
Pyrus x bretschneideri (Chinese white pear) is the source of this 1589-nucleotide messenger RNA. Its product is annotated as histone acetyltransferase of the MYST family 2. The transcript is spliced from 9 exons. Gene Ontology annotation, biological process: regulation of DNA-templated transcription. The record is from RefSeq and is a predicted model, not a curated record. The coding region runs from base 42 to 1379 and encodes 445 amino acids. Gene Ontology annotation, molecular function: histone acetyltransferase activity. Lineage: Eukaryota; Viridiplantae; Streptophyta; Magnoliopsida; Rosales; Rosaceae.